Haemonchus placei is the source of this 783-nucleotide messenger RNA. The record is from the annotation of a GenBank genome assembly. Lineage: Eukaryota; Metazoa; Nematoda; Chromadorea; Rhabditida; Trichostrongylidae.
AUGAAUUAUAGUCCUCAUGUGGCACUUGUCUACAAUCGUGCUAUGCUGGAUGUGGUUCAGGAAGCUGUAACUGUCCGAAGACCUGUGGUAGUGUCUGCGGCGGUGCAGUUGUGGGCGGUUAUUCCUCCUGUAGUACUUGCCUCCAGUCGUGCUAUGCUGGAUGUGGAUCGGGAAGCUGUAACUGUCAAAAGACCUGUGGUAGUGUCUGCGGGGGUGCAGCCGUGGGCGGUUUUUCCUCAUGUGGCACUUGCCUACAGUCGUGCUAUGCUGGAUGUGGAUCAGGAAGUUGUAACUGUCAGAAAACUUGUGGAGGUGUCUGCGGUGGUUCAAUUGUCGCUCCUGCCGUCUCGCUGGUACCCGCUCAGGUUUCAUUUGGAGGAUGCAGAAGUCAAUGUGUCCAAGAAUGUGGUGCCUCAUGCGGCUCAUCGUCCGUAUGCCUGGGCUCUUGUCAAUCAUCAUGCGGAGCACGAUGCCAAGUACCAUGCUCCACAUCCGGUUCUGGCUGUGGCUGCUCCAGCGGUUACAGCUCAUGCGGAGGAGGAAUGUGCUGCCGCGUAUAGAAGCCAUGAAUCAAUGACCGUAAUGAGUGCUCAUGUAAGCCAGUUGUUAGUGUACUGCAGAAGCACAUUGAAGUUGAAGGUAAGACAAGGUGGUGAAGUCACAGAACUAACCCUGAUCACCAUCAGCGUAGACGACGAAAUGAAAGCAGUGGGCGAGUAUAGCGAUCCUGCCGAAGGCCUUGUGAUCAAAACCUUAGAACUGUUCCUUCAAAACUUUUUUUAA